UUAUUUGUAUUCUGUGGUGCAGAUCAGAUGUUGAACAGAAAACAGUACUCGCUGAGGGUUUCAAAACUAGCAUGAAAUAAAUAAAUAAAUUCAAUUCUAACAUGAACUGAAAUGUCUGGUAGUAAUAUUUAAAAAUAAGAAACUUGAAAUUUCCAGAAAUGGAUUUUAAUGUAGGAAAUGUAGAAAAGGCAGUUAAUUUGUUUUAUAAUUCUGAUUCAUUUGAGCAAAAACACGUUCAUGAAUGGUUGAAUGAUCUUCAGAACUCCCCACAAGCUUGGUCUAUAGUGUGGGAUAUUCUAAGUACACCUAGGUCUUCGCAAGUUCAUUUUUUUGCUGCCUCAACCCUACAUUUGAAAUUGAUGAGAAAUUGGGACGAAAUACCUGAACCAGAAUAUGGAAACUUCAAAGAAAAUAUGCUUAAAUUGAUAGUCAAAUUUGCAACAGGUCCAAAAAUUGUUUUGAAUCGGUUAUGUAUAGCGUUUGCAUCAUUUAUAAUCCAUACUAUAACAUCAUUCUGGAAAACUGCUUUUGAGGAUUUGGUGUACAGUUUUCAACCUCAGAAUUUACCACAACUUCAGCCAGAAAGAGUUAUAUGUAUUCUCUUAGAAAUACUAAAUGUAAUCCCAGAGGAAUUCAAAACUACUUUAUUACCUGCCCAAACAAGAAAAGACAGUCUCACUGCUUUGAUUUCUGCAGUUCGAGAUAUAAACAAAUUUUCCCUGAUGUGUAUACAACCUUCACCAAAUGCAGGAUUCACAAAUGCAAACACAUCUGUGUACCUAUGGGCGACGCGAUGCAUCUAUAAUUGGAUCCAACUAGGUUCACUGAAUGUUGAGGAGUGUCAAACUAUAUCAGAAGUUUUAACUGAUCUUAUAUGUUUCAUAUAUUGGAAUAGAAGCGAUCCUGAUGGUUUAACAACUGAAGAGACAGACUUGAUAGAAAUGUGUUCUGAUGUAUUUAUUGUGAUAUUGCAGCGUCCAAAUGUUCAUAAACAUAGGAAUCUGAUUAUGAAGAUAUGUAUAGACUUCCUUUAUAAAUGUAGGAAAAUAUUAGAAGUUGAAGGUUCAAAAGAAGAUUUUAAUGAGGACAUGCUUUUACGCCUGUAUGAUGUUAUAACAAGCCUAGCUGAUGGACAUACUAAAAUUUUCCUUAACAAUUUGUUAUCCGAAGAUAAGGAUGAACAGAAACUGAGCUGUGAUUUAUUCAAAUGUGUUCUAGAUUGCGUAAAUCUUCCAGGAGUAUACUCAGUGCACGAAAACAUUAGCAAUUUAAGUUUUGGAACUUUGUAUACUAUUCAGGAAGAAGUGACAAGUUUCGAAGUUUCUGGUUAUGCUAAACUGCUACUUUUGAUCAAACCAUUUUACCGUAGUUUGGUCUACAUAUUGCUAAGGAAAGGAGAAUAUCCACUCAAUGAAACGAAUUGGUCCGAAGACGAUCGAGAUGCUUUCCGAUGUUACAGAACAGAUAUCAGCGAUACUUUCCUUUAUUGUUACAAUGUUUUGAAUUUGGAAUUAAUUGAUAUGUUAUAUACGAGAUUGACAGAAAUACUCAAGAAGAAAGAUUAUCAAUGGAAUGAACUGGAAGCUUGUUUACAUGCUGUUUCAUCGGUAGCUGAAUGUACAGAAUCUGAAAAUUUAUAUUUACCAAGAUUAAUGGUUACCAUUAAAGAUAUACCAUUCGAUACAUUGAAUAGCAAAGUUUUAAGUACAGCAAUAACUGCAAUAGGCAAUUACAGCGGAUUAAUUUCGGAAAAUCAUGAAGUACUGGAAUAUACACUACCCUUAGUUAUAAAAGCGUUAGAAAAUCCCGAUAUAUCUUUGACUGCAACAAUGGCACUCAAAGAUAUCACGAAUUCCUGUCAGAAGUUUAUGCUUCCAUAUUCCGAACCAAUUCUGAACCAGAUACAGAAAGUUCUCACAAUGGGUAUCCUGAAAAUGCCCGCAAAUAGACGUCUUUUUGCUUGUAUGGGAAGAGUACUGUCAGUUUUGCCGCUUCCUAGAGCUAUGGAUUAUCUGAAUAUUGUACUGGCACCUUACUUCGACGAAUUUCAUAAAGAAUUAUUAGAUGAUUCUUUAUCUGUGAGAAUAUCUAUAUUAACUAAAUUAAAGAUUCUUGGUGCCUUGUAUGGCUCAAUGUCAGUAUUAGAAGAAAAUGAAAAAAUGGAAGGACCACAACCCUUGCUGGUAAUAAUGCAAAAUACGAUGCAAGUUUACGAAGUUAUUGGGGAGAAGUAUUGCAAGGACUUGGCCGUUAUUGAGGAUCUUUCGUUAGUUCUCAAGAGCGCAAUAACUUCUUUGAUGGAAUUUUCAAAACCAAUAGUUAAUGACGUGUUGCAAAUAGUUACAUCAAUUUUCAAACUGAAUCCACAAAAUAGCGUGCUGAUUGUUGCUAAAACUAUAUUCAUCAUAUUUUGUAAGGAUCAAGAUACCAACACGAUAAUUCAUCAUUCAUUAGCAGAAAUUGUGAACAUCACUUUGAGCAUGUGUUCACAGUAUCAAAAUGAAAAUUCAUUAUCAGAAAAAGCCGAUGUUUUAGAAGGAUUUUUCUUGUUACUGUCCUCAUUAUUAAAAAAAUUACCCCAAUAUAUAUUUUUUGGGGGUUGCAUAAAUCCUAUUUCUAUUUUUCAGUGUGGAAUUAUGGCUUUGGUGCUUCCCGAGCAGCAACUCCUAAAAGCUUGUUCUAGUUUUCUAUCGAAUAUGAUAAUUCAAAGUGUCGACUGUGGCCAUUCUCAAAUUAUAGAGAGUAUUGGGGAGAGUUUGAUGUUGAGAAUGUUAUUGAGUAUAGGAACAACAACUCCCAGACAGAACAUAGGAUAUUUUGCCGACAUAUUUCAAGCUUUGAAUAAAAAAUGUAACCAACAUUUUCAUAAAUGGUUAUGUCAAUUUCUAAGUCAAGAUAAUUUUCCAUCUCCCAAAAUAUCUUCUAAGGAUAAAGAGAAGUUCAUUGAAUUGGUGGUGGCACCCUCAAUGAGCAAAAAGAAGAUGACUGAUACACUUCUUGAGUUCAGUUUGAUAAGUAAAGGGAUUAUAACAAGUGAUGCACUCAGGAGUUUUCAGUAAACCUUCCUUCUCCAGAGGUAUCAGGAUUCCGUCGUCAUCGUCCAUGUAUCCAUAAUAGUCUGCAUCAAUGUCUUUCAUCAAUUCGGCCCUUGUUUUUCUUGGCGGUGGUGGGGGCUCCUGCUCAAAUAGUUCUCUAACACCUAGAUUUAAGCAAUAACCUUAUUAUUGAUAUAAUUUGUUUUCGAUUUUUUUAACUAUAUUUUAAUCCAACUGUUAUUGAAUGUACAAUAGGAUACCAAAACUCAACAUUGACUUUUAUGUUCAAUUUUCAUUUUCUUUCUAUGUACAUUAUUUGUUUUUGGCACCAAAUCAAAUUAUAUCAAUUAAUCAGUGCAUCUUUUUCCUCAUUGAGUUUCUAAGUUGUAUUAUGUUCACUGUAAAUAAUAAAUUCAAUAUUUGUAUAGAAGACUGAAAUAAAUUAUUUAUCAAUGA
Coccinella septempunctata (seven-spotted ladybird) is the source of this 3491-nucleotide messenger RNA. It is a transcript of the gene cdm, whose product is annotated as importin-13. Gene Ontology annotation, molecular function: small GTPase binding. Bases 159 to 3059 code for a protein of 966 amino acids. Gene Ontology annotation, cellular component: nuclear membrane; cytoplasm. Lineage: Eukaryota; Metazoa; Arthropoda; Insecta; Coleoptera; Coccinellidae. The transcript is spliced from 15 exons. The record is from RefSeq and is a predicted model, not a curated record. Gene Ontology annotation, biological process: protein import into nucleus.